Juglans microcarpa x Juglans regia is the source of this 852-nucleotide messenger RNA. RefSeq lists its product as uncharacterized. The record is from RefSeq and is a predicted model, not a curated record. NCBI's taxonomy places the organism in Eukaryota, Viridiplantae, Streptophyta, Magnoliopsida, Fagales, Juglandaceae. The coding region runs from base 1 to 852 and encodes 283 amino acids. The transcript has 4 exons.
AUGAGUUCUGUAAACUCUACCACUAUUACUGUAAAUCCUUCAAAUGAUUCUUCUAGCCCAUUUUUUCUACAUCCAAGUGAUAACCCUGGUGCUUUCUUAGUCUCAGAAAUUUUCAUUGAUGUUGCUUGUAGUCGAUCGAUCACCACAGCCUUAACUGUCAAGAACAAAGUUGCCUUCACUGAUGGUUCCAUCAUUGUUCCCUCUACUGAUCAACUUGUUCAGCAUACGGCUUGGCUACGUGCCAACAAUCUGAAUUCAUCAUCCCGUUUGCCUAAUUCAUCUACUGAACCAACUUCAUCUACUGAACCAGCUUCACAUAAUGAACCAGCUUCAUCUAAUGACCAGAUUAUUAUUGUGGCAAUGUUUCUUCAUUCUCAAACGCAAACCAUACAUCUACUUCUACUGGUUGCUCUUCUAAUACAGCUGCUCAAAACUUUUUUGCAUGACAACUACACCAUCAAAGACUUGGGACAGCUCAAAUACUUCCUUGGUUUGGAAGUGGCAAGAUCUAAAAAUGGCAUUUCUCUUUGCCAACGGAAGUAUGCCUUAGACAUACUUCAGGAUAUUGGUAUUACUGGUUCCAAGCCUGCAGCUUUUCCAAUGGAGUCUAACCUCAAGCUCACUGCAACAGACUCUAAUCUUUAUAAGGAUCCAUCAGUUUAUAGAAGACUUGUUGAAAGAUUGUUAUACUUAACAAUAACAAGACCUAACCUUGCUUAUUAUGUUCAAGUUCUUAGUCAGUUCCUUCCCAAACCUGUUGUUAUUCACUAUCAAGUAGCAGUUAGGGUCCUUAAAUACUUGAAAGCUACACCAGGACAAGGCCUACUUUUUUCCUCCUUGUCAGAAUUGUAG